AUGGCGUACCUGGACAAGCACAGUAUUACCUACGAUAAGCAACGCCUGAAAUCUGAUUUGUUCAUGCUACUAAAGGCAACCAACCCACAAACAAAAUACCUCACUGACGUUCUCUCCAAUGAUGCAGGUCAUGAUGUCCUCAGACUUCCAGUGGGCCAUUGUGAACUGAAUACUAUAGAACUGGUAUGGGCGCAAGUCAAAGGAUACGCUGCAGACCACAACAAGGAUUUUACAAUGAGAGCCAUCGAACAACUGGCCAGAGAAGGCGCUGAAAACGUGAUGGCGGCCAAAUGGAAGAAGUGUGUCAACCACGUUAUCCAGAAAGUGGAAAACCACUACAGAACAUCAGACGGCGUGGUAGAACAAGCAGUAGAAAGUCUAGUUAUAGAAGUAGGUGCAGAGGACUCUUCAGACAGUGAAGAGAUCCUGCUAGGAGACGACGAGAAUGAUAACAAUGAUUAUUACAAUUAG
Molecule: messenger RNA, 471 nt
Organism: Corticium candelabrum
Lineage: Eukaryota; Metazoa; Porifera; Homoscleromorpha; Homosclerophorida; Plakinidae
Exons: 1
Coding region: 1-471 (156 amino acids)
Molecular function (GO): nucleic acid binding
Source: RefSeq, a predicted model, not a curated record